Gossypium arboreum is the source of this 1488-nucleotide messenger RNA. RefSeq names its product putative anthocyanidin reductase. The record is from RefSeq and is a predicted model, not a curated record. The coding region runs from base 156 to 1172 and encodes 338 amino acids. Lineage: Eukaryota; Viridiplantae; Streptophyta; Magnoliopsida; Malvales; Malvaceae. The transcript is spliced from 5 exons. Gene Ontology annotation, molecular function: oxidoreductase activity, acting on the CH-OH group of donors, NAD or NADP as acceptor.
UGUGAGGUUUGAGAACUAAUUCAGAUAGAACGGUGGCCAAACUCAUUCAGCCGUAGCCUACAAGGAAUCUUCCUCUCUUAUUCAUAUAUUACAUUUUCCCCAAUUUGCUCUUAUUCAUUUAAGAUCCCAGAAGGUCAUAGAGAGCUCUGCAUUGGAUGGAGAGUAAGGUGUGCGUGACUGGUGCUGCCGGUUACCUAGGUUCUUCGCUUGUCAAGAGGCUCCUGGAAAAGGGACACAUUGUUCACGCAACUACGAGGAAUUUGGGAGAUGCUUAUAAGGUAGGGCUACUUAAAAGCCUCCCAAAUGCAGAAACCAGGUUAAGAUUGUGUGAAGCUGAUAUAUACAAUCCCAGUGAGUUUCAAGCAGCAAUUGAAGGUUGUCAAUUUGUAGUUCAUAUGGCCACCCCAUUGCAGCACCUGUCCCACAAUUCUCAGUUCAAAGAUGCAACAGAGGCAGCAGUUGCAGCGGUGAAGAGUAUUGUGGAGUGUAGCAUUACAUCAGGGACUGUGAAGCGACUCAUUUACACUGCUUCUGUGGUAGCCUCAUCAACUUUGAAAGAAGAUGGCGAAGGCUUCAAAGACCAGUUAGACGAAUCUUGUUGGACUUCACAUGGAGUUGCUUUCGCCUACAGCACCGACCAGUUAAUGGCAUAUGCAAGCUUGAAAGCAGCUUCGGAGAAAGAACUGCUGAGGUACAACGGUGCGAUAGAAAUAGUGAGCCUGGCUCUUGGACUUGUGGGUGGAGGAACGCUUCUCUCCACCAUGCCUGGAAGCGUGAACGUGCUGAUUUCUCAAGUCACAAAUAACAAAGCAGUAUACAACACCCUAAGGUUUUUGGAAGAACUGUUGGGGAAAGUUCCCAUUUUGCACGUUGAGGAUGUCUGCGACGCUCAUAUUUUUUGCCUCGAGAAGCCAUCUAUCAAUGGCAGAUUCCUUUGCGCUACUGCAUAUUUGAGCUCUGCUGAGAUUGCGAGUCACUAUCGAAUGAUAUUUCCUGAUAUCCAGAUACCUGAUGAGUUUGUGGAGAAGCUGGAUAGAAAAAUAGUGUGGGUUUCAACUAAGCUGAAAGAUGCUGGCUUUGAGUUCAAAUGUGAUGUCAAAACAAUCCUUGAAGAUAGUAUCAACUUGGGUCUCAAGUUAGGGGAACUUAAACUUCCAUCGUCUCAAAUCUGAACACUCAAAUUUAUGUUUUGAACAAUUCAAUGAAAUGCUGUAAUCACUAAAACUAUUGUUAAGCUACUUCACAUAUUUAUCAACAAAAACAUCGCUAUCACAUGUAAAUUGAAGAUUUAAGAAAAUUUUACACGGAUGGAAGGUUACAAAUUACAACAUUCUUUUUUCUCGUUAUAUAAGAAACACCCUCAAGCCAAUUAAGACAGGCUUCAACCUGAGACAGAUAAAUUGCUGUCUACCGUCUCGUCACACUCAUCAAUGUCUUCUCUAAUGCUGGCUGAGCUUUACCCUAACAAAUUAGUGCACUACUUUAUGU